CACGACCGCGACCCUUGCCCGAACUGCCCAUCUACUAGGCACCUGCAAAACCACUUGUAGCUUCUUUGCCGAAUCCUACUCGCCACAUUCAGCUCUUCCGUCUUAGUCGCACCGGCUACCGCGCCAACCUCCCUCAUGACGGCCGUCGCGAGCCCGCCCACCUUCACCCAACACAACAGGCCGGCCUGGGGCGUGAACGGGAUGAACGGGGGUCACGCUGGUCAGAUUAUGAAUCCAGAUGAGGUCAACCGCGUGCUCAUGCCAAGAAAGAGCCUGCAGCGAAAUAACUCGUCAUCUUCCAUAUCAUCGACUUCGUCCGCAAGCUCCACCUCUACCGUUGCCACCUCGACCACGCCAUCCAACGGUUCUGCUCCAGGAUCCGCGGCUGGAGAUGUGGGCGCAUGGCCUAAUGCUGCUACUGCUGCACAACGCAAACGACCCCAGUCCAAGAGUCCCUGGCCGAAUCCUAAGCCUGAUUCUCAGACCGAUUUCGCUCGCAUGGCGGCUGCAAGACCCCAGUUGAUGAAUGGGCUUAACGGGUCUGGACCCUUACACGCAGCACCUCCUAUCGUACCCUCCCAAGGUCAAAUACCCGCCCAACAGACCAUGUCCCGGCCCAUGGUCGAAUCCUUACCUGUCGGCGGCAACCCCCCUGUUCUUUACCUCUUGUCACUCAACGGCACUUUUGAGCGCAAGACUAUAUCAGUACCGUUCGCUCCUGAUACUCUUCGGAUUGGUCGCCAAACGAAUGCGAAGACCGUGCCUACCCCAGUGAAUGGUUUUUUUGACAGCAAAGUGCUCUCCCGCCAACACGCUGAGAUAUGGGCGGAUCGCCAAGGGAAAAUAUGGAUUCGAGAUGUCAAGUCGUCCAACGGAACAUUUGUGAACGGCACGCGAUUAUCCCAAGAAAAUCGGGAAUCCGAUCCGCACGAGUUGCAAACAGGGGAUCAUUUAGAACUUGGUAUUGAUAUUGUGAGUGAGGACCAGAAGACUAUUGUUCAUCACAAGGUUGCCGCCAAGGUCGAACAUGCAGGAUACUACAGCGCCGCGAAUAAUCUGCUGGAUGUCAACUUUGGAGAUCUAGACCCUACGAAUGGUCCAAUGAUGAUGAUGGGUCCUCAAAACGCGGUGCCAUUACGUCAGCGAACUGGGAGUCAGUCAUCCAUAGCCAAUAAUGGACGCAUGGUCCAAGGAGGGCCGAUGAUGGGCCCCCAGACGAAUGGGAUGCCCCAUCAACGUGGCUUUUUCUUUUCACCUAUAAGUACGGAACAGAUUGUUAAGAAGCUCCAGAAUGAGAUGCGAAACGCUCGUCUUCAGUCUCAAGAUCUAGGAAGGACUGAUCAUUUCGUCCAUGCUUUACUUAGCAAAGAAGAUGUCAAGGAUAUCGAUAAGGCAGAUGUCCCCGAGCCUUCCAAACCUGUCGUCAAUGGCGGAGCUGUGUCAUUUAGGUCAGACAACAAGACUAGGUUCUCUGAUCCUCCUGCCCCCCCGCCACAACAACCGCUACCUGAGAAACCUGACCUGCCCGCAUUAAAACGAGGCAUCACUGAACGCGCUAAACCUCAUCCUCCAAACAUGUCACCAGUUCGCCAUGAAGGUAAUGGGAGCCAAAUCUUACAGCUGACAGAGGCUUUGAGCAACGCGAAGAAGGAGAUUGAAUCACAAACCACACGGGUGCGAGACUUAGAGGAAAUGCUUCAUCGGGAACGACAGGCUCGCGAGCUUGCAGAAGAUUUGGCUAGACGGCUAGAAAAACACCUUGAAGAGGCAUCAUCCGGUGUUGCUAAGGCGCCAUCCGGUGAUUUAGAAGCAGGAAAAACAUCACUCGAUUCGGCCUUUGAACCCCUUAGUGAAGAAAUCGACUCGGCAGAGGUCAAUGACACCCCUAUGUUGGACGCUGAUAAAGCCGCGCCACCAGAUGCCGGCGUGAUCGAGGCGUCUGCCACUCAGCUCCACGCUCAAAUAGAGUCAUUGGUACUAGAAAUCAAGGAUCUCCGACAAGAGCUUGAUAUCUUUAGGCGGCGAGCAGAGACGGCGGAAUCUGAGAGAGAUACACAGCGCAAGACUCUCGCAGAAAUGGCAUUACAGAUUCGACAAGAUGCUGAGGCAAGAGAACUUCUUGAAAAGGAAACCAUGCUCAAAGGCACACAAAGCAAAGAUGCGGUCGAGGAAAGCGAAGCAAUCGUUGGCUCAGAGGCAGUGAAUACAUCAUCACCAAGCUCUAGGCCAAGUCGGCGAGUGUCCGUGGAUUCUCCUGAUGAACCCGCCCUAUCACAGACUACCACGAUAACUCCGAUUGCAUCACAAGCACCCUCCGGAACCCUUGCGCCUAAUCAACUUUUCAUUAACAGCAUCCCAUAUACGUCAAUGAUAGGAGUGGUUCUAAUUGGUGUGGGUUUGAUGGCUUAUAUAAAUGGGUGGCAGCCUCAGCCACGACUGGAGAGGUGACCUAUGUUCCCCUCUCAUAAACGCCGUGGUUGUUGGACCGCUUGCCAUAUUAUUUAUUU
Messenger RNA from Xylaria bambusicola, 2507 nucleotides. RefSeq lists its product as uncharacterized. Gene Ontology annotation, molecular function: protein binding. Lineage: Eukaryota; Fungi; Ascomycota; Sordariomycetes; Xylariales; Xylariaceae. The transcript is spliced from 2 exons. Gene Ontology annotation, cellular component: cytoplasm. The record is from RefSeq and is a predicted model, not a curated record. The coding region runs from base 136 to 2448 and encodes 770 amino acids.